This is a messenger RNA of Perca flavescens (yellow perch), 4525 nucleotides long. It is a transcript of the gene sema5a, whose product is annotated as sema domain, seven thrombospondin repeats (type 1 and type 1-like), transmembrane domain (TM) and short cytoplasmic domain, (semaphorin) 5A. Gene Ontology annotation, molecular function: chemorepellent activity; semaphorin receptor binding. Gene Ontology annotation, cellular component: plasma membrane. The transcript has 23 exons. Bases 597 to 3887 code for a protein of 1096 amino acids. The record is from RefSeq and is a predicted model, not a curated record. NCBI's taxonomy places the organism in Eukaryota, Metazoa, Chordata, Actinopteri, Perciformes, Percidae. Gene Ontology annotation, biological process: neural crest cell migration; axon guidance; semaphorin-plexin signaling pathway.
CGCGAAGUGGUUGCGCACUCCUCAGCCAUCCGAAACCCUACUCGUGAGAUGCGCAGCUGUGACUGAGAGCAGCAUUGGACGCAUUUCCCACCUCCGAUCCGCUUGGCUUUUUUGUGUGCACAAGAUCUCACUGUUUUUACUUGAAGGACAGUUUUGUUUUGCGCCGUUGCUUUUUGGCACUCGCGCCCCCCACCCCCCUCAAGAGCGGAGGCAUAUUGUCUGUGGCGCAGCGCGACAGUGCGGUGUCCGAUUACAAACCACCGAGGAGCCAUCGGCAAAGAGCGUUUCUCUGUGGGGCAGAAAUAGCACGCAGGACUCCGGAGGGACGAGAGAGAGAGAGAGAGCACAGAGGAAUCUCUGCAGAGAAAGGAGUUUUACUGAGCUCGAUUUCUGGCAAGAGAGGCAACAGAACGGAGGAUAUAUCAUCUUCAGCUCAUCUUUAUUUUUUGUUUCUCCAUACCACUCUUCUCACCGGGACAAGACGCGCAGCUUCGCUCCCUACUAGAUGAACGGGAAUUGGGCACCUCACUUGGUGUGUCUCUCCAAUGCUCUUGGUCCCUGAGGCCUGAGGAGAAGUGAGCUAAACCCAGGCCCCCAUGGGACGCCCUGUUACCCAGCAUGCACUGCUGCUGCUGCAGUGCAUGCUGGUCCUGCGGCCCGGAGGCGUGGCCAGUAGGAGAGGGCCGGUGCUGCUGCCUGAAUCACCUUGUCACAAGACAGAGCACCCGCUCAUUCCACACUCAGCGAUGGAGCCAUGGAUCUUCAGGUUCAAAGCAGAAGGCACGGUGGAUUACUCACAGCUGACCUUCGACCCUGGCCAGAACGAACUGAUCGUCGGUGCCAGACAGAAACACUCCCCACAACAUGAACAAGAUAUAAGGAAGGAGCCAGCAGGAAGAAAUCACCUCUUCAGACUGAAUCUGGAAGACCUUACACUGAUCCAGGAGGCUGAGUGGCACUGCGAUGAGUUCACCAAGGGAGCCUGCUUCAGCCGUGGGAAGUCUGAGGAGGAGUGCCAGAACUACAUCAGGGUGCUGUUGGUGAAUGGGAACAGGUUGUUCACCUGUGGAACCAACGCCUUCACCCCCAUCUGCACCAACCGAACGCUGACAAAUUUGACAGAGAUCCACGAUCAGAUCAGCGGGAUGGCUCGGUGUCCCUACAACCCCCUCCACAACUCCACUGCCCUGAUCACCUCCAGCGGGGAGCUUUACGCUGCCACGGCCAUGGACUUCUCUGGGCGAGACCCCGCCAUCUACCGCAGCCUGGGUGGCCUGCCACCGCUGCGCACUGCCCAGUACAACUCCAAGUGGCUGAACGAGCCAAACUUUGUCUCCUCCUACGAUAUCGGCAACUUCACCUACUUCUUCUUCCGGGAAAACGCAGUGGAGCAUGACUGUGGCCGGACGGUAUUUUCCCGCGCAGGGCGUGUAUGUAAGAACGACAUCGGCGGUCGCUUCCUCCUGGAGGACACGUGGACCACCUUCAUGAAGGCCAGGCUGAACUGCUCUCGACCGGGGGAAAUCCCCUUCAACUACAACGAGCUGCAGGGAACGUUUUACCUGCCUGAGCUGGAGCUGCUCUACGGUAUUUUCACAACCAACGUAAACAGCAUUGCUGCGUCUGCGGUGUGUGCCUUCAAUCUCAGUGCCAUAUCACAGGUUUUCAACGGGCCCUUCAAGUACCAGGAGAACUCACGGUCAGCAUGGCUGCCCUACCCCAACCCUAACCCAGACUUUCAGUGCGGCACCAUUGACUCUGGCUCCUAUGUGAACCUGACUGAAAGAAACCUGCAGGACGCUCAGAAGUUUUUGCUGAUGCAUGAGGUGGUCCAACCCGUGGUUCCCGUGCCCUACUUCAUGGAAGACAACGUGCGCUUCACUCAUGUGGCAGUGGAUGUGGUGCAGGGGAAAGACAUGCUGUUUCACAUCAUAUACUUAGCUACUGAUUAUGGUACUAUCAGGAAAGUGCUUUCCCCUCUCAAUCAGUCCACGGGGAGCUGCCUAUUGGAGGAGAUUGAGUUGUUCCCGCCCAGGAAGAGACAGCCGAUCCGAAGCCUGCUGAUCCUGCACAGCCGCAGCGAGCUUUAUGUGGGUGUUAGAGACCAGGUCAUCAAGAUCCCACUGAAGAGAUGCAGCUACCACAAGAGCAGAGAAGCCUGUGUGGGAGCCAGGGACCCAUACUGUGGUUGGGACCUGCUAUUGAAGAAGUGUACCACGCUGGAGGAAAGUGUCAGGAUGAGCCAAUGGGAGCAGAGCAUCACAAAAUGCCCUAUCCGUAAUGUGACUGUUGAUGGAGGCUUUGGUGCCUGGUCAGGCUGGUCCACAUGUAGUCAUAGCGACGGAGGCAGCGCGGGGUCCUGUCUGUGUCGGACACGAGCCUGUGAUAACCCCGCCCCUCAGUGUGGGGGCCAGCAUUGUUAUGGCAUAAGUGUGGAAGUCGCCAACUGCUCCAGAAACGGGGCGUGGACUCCCUGGACUUCCUGGUCUCCCUGCAGCACCAGCUGCGGCAUCGGCUUCCAGGUCCGUCAGCGCUCCUGCAGCAACCCGACCCCUCGCCAUGGCGGACGAGUGUGUGUGGGCCAGAACCGCGAGGAGAGAUACUGUAAUGAACACCUGCCCUGCCCACCGCAUGUUUACUGGUCGGCCUGGUCGGCAUGGGAACGCUGCACUGUGCCCUGUGGCGGAGGGAUCCAGUCACGACGCAGAACCUGUGAGAACGGCAACGACUGUCCCGGGUGUGGUCAGGAGUACCAGUCAUGCAACACCCUGCCAUGUCCUGACCUAAAGAAGACCACACCCUGGACUCCCUGGACGCCCGUCAACAUCUCCGACAACGGCGGGCACUAUGAGCAGCGUUUCCGCUACACUUGCAAAGCUCGCAUCCCAGAUCCCAGCCUGCUAGAAGUAGGCAGGCAGAGGAUCGAGAUGCGCUACUGCUCCAGCGACGGAUCCACCGGCUGCUCCACUGACGGAGAGGUGCUUCGUCUCGGGAGGAUAUCAGGCCACACGGUGAACGGUGGCUGGUCAUCCUGGAGUUCGUGGUCCCAGUGCAGCAGAGAUUGCAGCCGGGGAAUCCGCAGCCGGAAGAGGACCUGCAGUAACCCAGAGCCCAAGUACGGAGGUCAGACCUGCCUGGGGCCAGCACAGGAGUAUCAGGAGUGUAACAUCACCCCUUGUCCAGUGGAUGGCAGCUGGUCAUGCUGGUCUUCAUGGUCCAAGUGUUCUGUGAUGUGUGGAGGGGGACACUACAUGAGGACGCGCACCUGCAGCAACCCUUCGCCGGCUUACGGAGGGGACAUAUGCCUGGGCCUGCACACUGAGGAGGCACUGUGCAACACACAAUCCUGUCCAGAGAGCUGGUCCAGCUGGUCGGAGUGGUCCCGCUGUGACUCCAACGGCGCCCAGAUGCGUGUACGUCACUGUGAUGUCCUGUUUCCCACUGGAAACCAGUGCUCAGGAAACAACAGCGAGACUAGGCCAUGCUCCCCUGACUCCAAUUUAAUACCAGAAGUCUCCAUUGCACGCUCAAGUCAGGAUGAAAGGCGCUGUGGAGACUUCAACCUCUUCCACAUGAUCGCCGUGGGGCUCAGCAGCUCCAUCCUCGGCUGUCUCGUUACCCUGCUGGUCUACUCGUACUGCCAGCGCUACCAGCAGCAGUCACACGACGCCACCGUCAUCCACCCCAUUUCAGCCGCACCGCUCAACACCAGCAUCACCAACCACAUCAACAAACUGGACAAAUACGACUCGGUGGAAGCCAUCAAGGCCUUCAACAAAAACAAUCUGAUUCUGGAGGAAAGAAAUAAGUACUUCAAUCCACAGCUUGCCGGAAAGACAUAUACCAACGCAUAUUUCACCGACCUCAACACCUACGAUGACUAUUAAGCCUCGAGUCAGCAGUUCAGACUCCAUACCAUAGCGGGGACACCAACCCUAUCAUCCAUUUUGACUGUAUUCUUUUGUUUGUGCUUUGUAAUGAGAUUCGUGACACCAUGCGUGGGAUAGUCCCACUCUCAGACUCUAUGGCAGCUGGUAUGUAGUGAAAACCCAGACACAAAGUGUUGCCAACAGAUGGAAAAGCCCACUUUCUCUCAGGUGCCUUGGGGUACACUUGGAAAGAUACAUUUUGGGGGGCAAAUCUUGCCUUGACUCUUUUCUCGCUGAGAAACGGACAACUGGAUUUCCCAAUUUGGACAAAAAAGGGAAAAAUAAGAACUUGACUCAAAGAGACUGUGGGAAAUGUGAUCCCCUUUCAACUUUCCUGUGACGCCUCUAAAACAGACCUGUAUUUGUAAUGAUGGGAAAUAACCACAAAGCCGCUUUGCAUGACUUCAUCUGACGUGUUUUCUCUGCCUUUCUGUUUUGUUGUUUUUCUUUUUGCAUGGUUGAUCGCAUUCCAGGGUUUGGAAACUCGCAAGCAUUUUCUUUUUCUUUUUUGCUGGUCUUAAGUUCAGGACUGGUUUUGGAAGUCAUAAAAAACAAAGACUGUGGUAAUGCCUGAUAGCUUUUACCAUAUACUGCUG